AGCAGAUUAUAUAUUCUAGCCAGGCUUGUUAGAUUUUCUGGAAAACCAGGCUUGUUUCAUUUUCAGAUGUGACAAGAUAUUUGCAAAUGGACAAAAUGAAUAAGUAUUUACACAUGUGCACAUUGUUCUAAUAUUGAAUAUUUACACAAAAUGGCCACCAGACGUAAAUCGAAAAAACAAAAUGAGGCGACAAAGAUCGAUGAAAAAGAACACGCAGAUCGUAUUGCCGCCGCGGAGGCAAUGUCAUGCUUAUCAUCUAUGGUUCUUUUGCCAUCAAAUUCAGACGAAUUAUUUUCUUUAAGUGUUGGGUCAAACGUAACUGUACCGAAAAGUACACCUGUUGGUACAAAAAACAAUGCUAAGUCAGCAACAAGUAACGCCAACAAAAAGGGAAAAACCAGAACCAGGGCGACCAAAAAUUCCCAGACUCCAUCAAGUAAAAAAGCCCAGACUGAAAAAGACAAAAAUGCAGCAUCAUCAAUAAAACAAAAACAGAAAUCACCAAAAUAUGCUUCCACUUUAGCCGUUUCAAGUAGUAAACAAACCAAGUUACCAGACCAGGUUUUAUCAUUGACAAUUAAUCCAAGAAACCCAAACCAUGAAAUGAAAAAGGUUGAAACCCCAAAAUUACACAAUAAAGAGCCAAAGAAAGUUGAAGAUCAAGUUGUACAGCAACCAGACUUGCCACCAUCAUAUAUUCAAAUUGAACCGUUAAUUGCACCGCAAUGUAUUAUACAAGUGGAUCACAACAAACCAGGCCAUGGACUUUACAACCUGUCUAGUAAUGACCUGAAUAAAAUAUUAGCUGGGAAAUUGCCAUUCCAAGUAAAAUCUGACGGUGUGGAUGGACAAACCAUAGUUACUAAGGAGAUUGCAUCUAAGCUUGUUAAUCUGGCUAGUACUGAAAGUGUUGAACUUUCUCAGUCAGCAGUUGAUUCAAUAUUAACUCAAAUGGCAUUGAAACAAAAACUUGCAGUGACUACUAAAGAGUCUUCAGAAUCAUCUUUGCCUUUAAAGAAGCGGAGGUUACAAGGUUAUAAAGAAGAAGGUGCACCACCUCCUGCAGAGGAAUUGUCAGUAGAACAAGAUCCUGCUAAGUUGGACGCUUCAGCUGUUCAGAAUGCUUAUGAACCAAAAGAAAGAGUGAACCCAGUAGCUGUAGAUCCAUCUACGAGUCUGAUGUUACUGAAUGAGAUGCAGGUAGCUCUACAACAAGAUGAUGAUGGGGAUUUACCACUACACAUUGCUGUUGUUCAUGAGAAUAUUGUUAUGGUCCAAAAGUUUGUACAUUUGAUGAGUAUAUCUGGUAAAAGUGUUGACAAAUUCAACAAAGCACAACAGACACCGUUGCACAUAGCAGUAGAGCUGAAAUUCAUACAGGCAGUCCAUACAUUGUUGCUAGCUGGUGCUAAUCCUAAUCUGGUAAAUAAGAAUGGAGAAACCUGCAUCCACAUAGCUGUCAAGUCAAACUCUGUUGACUGUCUUCAUCUCAUCUUUAAAUAUACAAUGAAACCAGACCUCAAUGCAAGAAACUUUGAUGGUCUGGCUCCAAUUCACAUAGCUGUAAUGAAGGACAAUAUGGAGAUUGUUCGGUUUCUCCUGGCCGAGAGAGCUGAUGUUAAUAUUCAGGAUGGUAAAAGUGGAAGAACUCCAUUAUUUUAUUCAGUUGAAGGUAACCUUAUACCCAUGGUUGAGUUGUUUCAGAAAGUUGGAGCCAAUUUAGAUCUUCCUAACUAUGCUAGUGUUACUGCUGUUAUGGCUGCACAAGCCAGAGGCUUCCAUGAAAUAGCUUCCAUGCUCCUGAGAUGUAUGGACUCCAAAGCUUAUCUGGAGAUGAAGGAGAGAGAAAAAGGAACACCUGUCAAAAAGGUUCCCAUUCCACGCAUUCCAAGUAAAUCCCAUCUGAUACAAGGUAUAGACAGUAAACCAAUGUUGGUAGAUUUCCAACAGUUAGCAAACUCAGAUUCUAAUGACUCAUCACAAUCUUUCUCAGUCAUGAGAAAACGAGCAAGAAGUACAGAUGGGAAAAAAGAAAAAGACUCUAAUAAACAAGAUACAGAGAGCAAAGGAGAGACAAUAGAAAUAGAAGAAAGGACGAAAACUGAGGAAGAUAUGAAACCUGUCGAAAAUGGCAUUCCCCAGGAAAAUAAACUAGAAGUGGCCAUACCACAACAGCAAAAUCAGGUUCUAAUUCCUAGGGAAUUGUUGGAGAAACUUCAAAGUACUAUGUUAUCUCUACUAACUAUGCAAAAAUUACAACAGGCUGCUGGCAUUGAUCCGAGUUCUCCCACCUCCUUACCAAGUGUAGGGAAUUUACCAGUACAAAAUGCUUUAUUGCAACGUGACUCUUUACAAAGUACAUUACUGCGGAAUGCAAUACAGAAUGCUAAUUCACAAGGUCCAAUGGUUCAGAGUUUUGCAUCUCCAAGUGUAUCCAAACAAAAUGGUGUACCACAAAAUGUGUCAGUUCCCAAUAGUACACCACAACGUGUAUCCAUUCCGAACAUUACGAAACAAAGUGUAUCAGGGCAGAAUAAUACAACACAGGGUGGUGUACCCUUGCAAAAUGUGACUGGCAUGAAUCUAUCCAGUAUUUUACUCAAUGCUAUAAGUGCUAAUAUUCUGAAUACCCAAAAUAAAACUUUGGAACCAAGUCCUGCUAAAAAUAACAUGAUAGAGAAUGACAAAUCGAAAACUAGCAUAGAUACAAAUAAUAGCAUGAUUGAAAAUGACAUGCCUAAAAAAGGUCCACUUGAUUUAAAAGUAGUUAAAAAUGGAGGUACCAAUGAGAGCAAAAAGGAUAGCGCUAAUUCUAAUAAAGGGAAUGAAAAGUCAAAGGAAAAGACUAAAACUAAGCAUGCUGUGUUACAGCAAUUACUGAAUGUAAAAAAUAAUGACGCUGGAAAAGUGACAGAAAAGAAGCAGAAAGUUGUGGACAAUAUAAGAGUUGAAGAACCAAUGGAGGUGUCAGAUUCUAGAAGCAGUACUCCUGAUAAUUCAUUUAAUAGUGCAACAAAAACUGGCAAAGCAGUCGGUCACGCUGCAAUGAACCAGCUUGGGCGAGUGACAAAUGUUUCAUCGUCAUUACAGGCAACUCUACUUCAGAUGCUUCAAGCUAAACAAAAUAAACCAUUAAAUUUAAGCACUGGGAAAGAUAGCAGCAACACCUCAUAGUGAUUUUUCAUCUAUAUACAAUAUGUUUAAACAGAUUUUUGUGGCAUUCUUAACUUUUUUAUUCAAAUUCUUAUUGUCUAUACUCAUUACAAGUUGCCAUUAUAAUCAUUUUUGUGUAUGAACUUUUAUGUCAGAUGAUUCAAAUGUUCUAUACAGUAGUUCUUUUCUUAAAAAGAUAUUAGGAGGAAAGACACUUAAAAAUUGAUAAAUAUUUAUGUAUUAAAGACAAUUAUUACUAACGUAAGAUAUUUUGUGAAAAGAUUGCAUUGGCACAAAUGUUAUUACAGUAGAACUUCAUCAAUGCUUCUGCUCACCUGUUCCUUAAUUUAUUAAUUCACGCUCAUCGCUGCCUUAAUGUACUCAUUAAAAAUCAUUUUUAUUUUAUACAUAAACCAAUUUUAAUGCAAAUGGUCUGUGCAAAAGCAUUUUGAUUGUUCAGUUAAAAUCAAAAUCCAUCAAAUGAGAAAGGAUUGAUUGAGUUAAUAAUCGUAAUAAAUACGGAAUAUAUUUUUUAUAAGUUGUGAAUGUGAUGAUAUGGUUGAAGACAUAUAAUCCAUUUGAAAAUUCCAGUAAAUAUAUCCAUGGCACCAUUUUGACUGCUUUGUUAAAUAUAUAUAUAUAUAUAUAUAUAUAGGUCUUUAAAGAUACAUACAUGUAUACCUAACAAGCUUACAUGCAAAAAGGGAAUUUUGUACAAGCAUAUUAAAAUCUGUGGCAAUAAAUGUAGGACUGAUGUCAACAAGAUAUUAUGUGUCCUAUAACCAGUAUCCAGUUAUUUUUUUUCUGUUUGUCAGAAAAUGGUGAAUAACGCAAUAUUUUGUGUGCUACAUCAUGUAUACAAAUCUCUUCCCUGAAGUUGUUUCAAAUUCUUUAACUGUUAAAGCUUAUACCUACAUUUCCUAAAGGUUUUAUCCUGAAGAUAUUGGAAAUGAUACGAAGAAAUGAUUUUGACAAAAUUAGAUUAUUGGUCUAAUUCUAGCCUGAAACAAUGCCAUGUCCAGGUUAAUGUAUUAAUAUUUCAAUUUAAUUUUCAUCAAUAGAUCCUUUUUACAGUUUAAAGCAAGCAACUUUUAUACUAUAAAUUCACUAGAAAAAGGAGUGGUGUAUAAUUUUUCCCGUAACAAAAACUUGAGUUAAACAAUUUGGCUCAACUAUCAUGACUUAUGUUUUUUGUUAUCUUUACACAAGUACUUUUGUUUUUGUUUUGAAAAAUUAUAAUAUUCACUUUCAGAUACAUAUUUGUUAAUUAAUUUAGAUUGUUUUUGGUACAUUUGCAUAAGAUUUACUGUUACUUAUGUAAUUAUAAGAUUUUUAUUAUGUUAAAAAAUAAAGAUGAAGUUAAGCUUUUUUUGUACAUGAGUACAGUAAACGAACGAAUUAUCACCUUCAAUGUGUCAUAGGAAGUCUACCAACCUUGGGAUCCUCACAUAACUAGUAAAUUUGCAACAUUUAUCAAACAAAUUUUAUUUUUUCUUAUAUUUGCCAUUUCCAUGAUUUCAUCAAUAUCAGUUGUAGCUUUGAUGGUUGCAAAUUAAUUUUUUGUGUAAUGCAUCAUGUUAGCAGAGCAAGUAAUUUGGAAAUUUGGAGCUACAUUGUAUUAAAUUU
Molecule: messenger RNA, 4779 nt
Organism: Mytilus trossulus (common blue mussel)
Lineage: Eukaryota; Metazoa; Mollusca; Bivalvia; Mytilida; Mytilidae
Exons: 7
Coding region: 151-3174 (1007 amino acids)
Biological process (GO): cellular response to tumor necrosis factor
Cellular component (GO): cytosol
Molecular function (GO): NF-kappaB binding
Source: RefSeq, a predicted model, not a curated record